This is a messenger RNA of Porites lobata, 14181 nucleotides long. The record is from the annotation of a GenBank genome assembly. NCBI's taxonomy places the organism in Eukaryota, Metazoa, Cnidaria, Anthozoa, Scleractinia, Poritidae.
CUCGCUUGUACAGAGGCACGCUUGUGCUUGGCGGAGGAAUUGUGGAAAAUCCCGCACACUGCAGCGGUCCGAUGUAAACCUAGUGACUCAGAGGAGGAGUCAGAUAUUUAUGACUUGGAGGAAGACUGGGAAGACAGAGUGAGUAACCUCCCUCGUAAGGUACGUGUAAAUGUGCUAUUAGCAGGCAGAAAAAUGAAGUAAUAAUUUUAUGUGAAUGAAUAAAAGCUCUUAGCCAACUAUAAGAUAUCCUUCUAUAAUUCAGUAGCAUCUGGGAUGGGCAACAAAUUCAAAAGAUCUCAAAAGGAUUUCAGUUCUGUAGCUGAAGCUCUCUUGCUGUGACGGUGAUCCAAUUAUGAUUAAUUAUAAGGUCUACAAGGAAGAGAAACGAGUAACGGCAUGGAACUUUCUGGUCGUCCUGUACGUUUGCAUGUUGCAUACUCGUGGUUGCCAAAACGACAAGUAUGUUCUUCGUUCGUCUAUUUAGUAGAACAAAACAUUGCUUGGGUGUACACCGUGACGUUGAUGGCACUGACACUGCAGGGCACGAUAUCUCAUGUUCUGCAACCGUUUUCAUGGGCUUUUUAAGGUCUCUCUAUAAGGUAGCGAGAUCGAAAAAGUGAAGGAAAUCAUAGCACUUUAGGAGCUGUUAAUUUUCAUACUUAAUUAGUGGUUUUCACUGUCACGCCAUCCAGAUUAAAAAUGAAAACCCUUUAAUACAGAAAGUCUAGAAUACGGGAAAUGAAAGAAGAUAAAUUUUACAAAAAGCCUUGCCAAGAAUCAAGUCUGUGCAAUAUUUCAUGUGCGAGAUGUUCGGAAAAACGUUUUACCCAAAUUUAUAAAGCUUUGUAUUGAGACGCCAUCAGUUUGUGUCCCUUCAAGGGGUACAAAUAUGGCCGCCGGAAACCAACAGAAACAUCUGUUUGUGAGUUUUCCUAUUAAUGCGUGAAUUCUUCGCUUGAGGAACUCAUAAAGAUUAAAGUAAUAUUUAUUCUGAGACAAGGAAUGUUUAGAUAACAAAAUCUCCCAAAAUCGGUAAUGUUUUUAACCCACAUCAGAGCUUUCCUGGCCGUCAGCUAAAUGCUGCUUCACGCAAAAGCCUGAAAAUUCAAGCGUCCAGUGUCGCAAAACGAAGAACCCUUUUGAACCGACAAUUUGUUUGUAUAAAGGUAUUAAGAUGCUGUAAUACCACGUGAAAGUAGAAACUCGGAAGAAGAGACAGUUUCUUAGUUUGAAUUUUGGUGACGUUAUGUGAAAACCAAGUGUGUGGUUCAGACUGCAAAGUCGAUAUUUUCUUGCCCACAAUACAUUUCCGUGGGAUAACACAGACUAAUAAGUUAACAAAGUUAACAUUAACUUGAAAUACGUUUUCCGGUGACUAAAUCUUUCAGAAUGGGGAGGGAGUAAAAAUAUUUACGCCAAAAGAUGAAACUCUAUUAAUAGUUUGUGACAUGUGCAGAAGACAUUUGUGAUAAUUAACGUGCCAACUUAUUAAGGAAUCCAAGAGGACACAAUAAAGACUGUGAUUGUGCGACUGUGAAGUUUUAAGCGUUUUCUUAGCAUUUCUAACUUGAUAAAUAUUAUUUUCCAAAAAAUACAACUUGGGUAGCCUGUGGCUUUUGGGCCCAAAUAAAAACCUCUUCAAAACUAAAAACUUAUACCACAAUUCUACUCCACUAACUACCAGGCAUUGUUCAGGGGGUCAAGCUCUACCAUAGUCCGCUAUCAAAUCUUUUCUAAUCCGUGGGUGGUGCCAAAUCCACCUCUACUAUUAGACUUCUGCGCGGGAGGCUAACCAUUCAGAGCUAUGGCCUUACACUUAAUAGUAUGUUUCACUUUAGUUUAUAAUAACACAGUUAUUUCAGUGGGGUACUUAGAUUACAAGCUAUUUGAUGAAUCGUCCUCUUCAACUACAGCGGUUUCCUUAUAGCCACGGACUAAAAUCGGUAACAUUUUAAAAUUCACGGCCAAUAGCAGGUCAUGACAAAUCAGUGGUUCCUGCUAGUUGCACUGGAGAAUAUGUGUGCAUCAUUUCGCUCCGUCCCUUAAAUCCUCAUACCUAUUCUUUUCACUAGAAAACUUAGAUCAGAAAUUAAGUUGUUUCUUUAAGAUAACGGAGCUAAUAACUACUCUAAGGGAAAUAAAAUACAGCUUUGUACAACAUCAUCGUGAGUCCAUAAUUUCGCUCGUUAAUUUAACUUCGUUCACAACAUUAUAAUGAAUUCUUUUUCCGAUUCUUUCAUUUGGAUAUACAAUGUUCACAGAAAGAUCUCUUAAGGCGUCUUAAUAAAUUUGGGUGACCGUUAUAUUAACUGCUUAUCCGUUGAACUAUCCAAAACCGUUUCAAAUUCCCUUCCCCCAGGAUGAUUAACGGCGGACGCGUUUUAAAUAGGGGAUGAUAGAGACUAUCGCUAACACUACCGAAUAGUUACCUUCAGAAUUAUUAAUAUCUGUUCAUACAAAAGUAUUUCUUUUUUCUCCAGCUUCCUUUAAAACACCUUUAAUCAAAGAUUUCCGAUCAUAUCCUCAAGUUCUUUUCAAGACGAUCAAUAUAUCGUGUCUGUGCAAUGCUUUCGACGGAUAUAAACUGAAACCAAUUGAUAUUCAUAAUACGCUCCCAUCUUCCUUCUUUCCAAGAAUUCACAGUUGACUAAUAUGGUUUGUUUAAAAAAAGAAUUGAAAUGACGCAUUCUUCAAAGACGUACUGCGAGUAAAUAUUUCUUCAAUAAAUAUAAUUAUAACCGGACACACAAAUAUAUAGUAAAAUUUCACGAAUUCAAUAAAAAGAGCGGAAAUUUAACGGAUGCGUUGCUACCUGGAAGAAGUAUUCCCUUAUAUAAGCACGAUAAGAUAUGUGCGGCGCCAAAGAACGUAGUUUUUAAGGUAACUUGAUAGGGUUUUUCGGGGUCAAUACCUUCCAAAUUUGAGCAUAAACUACGUCACCAUUAACGAAGAUUUAGAAAAUUAUCACUACAGCUGUAUCAGAUAAAGAUGAAAAUUUGUUAUGAUCAGGGUUGCAAUGACAUCGGAGUUGUCAUACCUACGAAAUUACACCAUUACCUAUUUUACUUGCAGCCGUAUUUCUCGAAACUGGGGACUGCUCUUCCAAAAUCGUUCACGGGAACUUUUCCUACAAUAGCGGCCUUGAUGUUUAAGCGAAUUUAAAUCUGUAAAAGCGUUAACAAGAUAUUUUGGGGUGAGGUUUUUAUUGUUAGAAAUACGGUAAAAACUAAACAGUCUUGAUGUUCGACCGUAAUUGAUAGAAAACAAAGCGCUUUUGAAAUGCAAUUUUACCUCAUACAUGUGGUAGUUUGAAUCUUUUUAAAACGUGUCUGAAAGAUCAUAGAGCCGUAGCUCUAGCCGAUUGCCAGAAUGAAGGAUUUGAUUACCAUGUUAGAGGUUUUGUAGACAUUUUGGUCUGCUUUAACAAAUAAGGAAAUAGGCUCCGAGGCUGCGCUAUGAAGCAUUUUUUAAGGCACUUUUCUGAACAAAAAGACGAUUUUAAUCAACAUCGAUUUUCUUAUAGGUAGGAUAACUCUUUUAGCUGUUAUGACUUCGCCAUCCCACAAUUCUUGUUGGCAUGUAUAACUCACCGCAAUAAUUAAAUUUUGUCACGUGACACUUAUUGUUUUUUUGGAACAAUAUGACGCAAAGGCGAUAACUUCUUUUCGGAGAAAGAGAUAAGGGAGGGACUCGGUCGACACCUAGAUACCAGUAUCGUCACGAGUGCUGUCACCUUUAUUUUGACGCAUUCCUUUGUGCAUCUUUUCCGGGUCUGUUUCCUUUUUAUCGCUGAACACGUAACACGGCGACCGGGAUAUACAACUGGGAUACGAAAUGAAAGUAAUAAUAGCCUUACUGCUCACAUCACUCCUUCAGCAAGGUAAGUAAUCAGCUAUGCAACAAAUCAUUUGGACAAAAACCGAUCGAAAACAAUCAAUCGAAUCAGAAGUCUAUGUCUCAUCAUUAUAAGGGUUGAGGUAUCCGUUUCAUUGACACCCCAUGACAUGUCCAUGACUCAGUCGAGAGUUCAUGUUUAUAAGUGAUACAGUGUACUGAACAAAGUGAGAUUAGCUCUGUUACCGUUGCUACAACUGAGAAUAAACCAUGAAUGUCUGCUAGUCAGACUUCUUUAGUGGUUAGGCCCGUAUUUCUUUACCACUUCAAAUUAAACGUCAUGACCUCCGAGAUUGUUCGUGGGCAUUUGUGAUGUUUGUUCAUGUAAUGCUUCGGUGUGGACUAGUUUUGUGGGGGUGAUGACUGAUAUGUUUUCAGAAUUUACAACUCACGUUCAGUUGUCAAAGGAUGAACCAUUCACAGCUAUGGCUUCAAAUUUAGUAGCAUCUUUCACUUUAGUUUAUAAUAACACAGUUCUUUCAGUGGGGUACCGUAUUUAUUCGAAUAAGCGCCCAACCUCGAAUUAGCGCCCACCUCGAAUAAGCGCCCAUCCUAAAGGCAGAAAAAGUUAAUAAGCGCCCAGCCUCGAAUAAGCGCCCACCCCCUCCUCCCCCCAAUCAAACUCAAAUAAGCACUCACCCCCACCCCACCCACUUAAGUGAAUAAGUUCCAAUAAGAGACUUCCCCAAGGACUGAGUUUUUUUUCAGAGUAUUUUACAGAAACCUUGCUUUGUUACUUCUUCGCGUUUUGUUAUUAGCAUUUAUUGUUUUGUUGCAAAAUAAACAUACUUCACUUGCUGAAAAUGGUGAAAAUUUAAUAAGCGCCCAGCCUCUAAUAAGCGCCCACCUCUAAUAAGCGCCCACUCUCAAGGUACAAAAAUUUAAUAAGCGCCCAGGGCGGUAAAUCGAAUAAAUACGGUACUUAGAUCACAAGGUACUUACUGACUCGUCCUCUUCAAAUGCAGCGGUUUCCUUAUGGCCACGGACUUAAAUCUGUAGCAUUUUAAAAUUCACGGCCAAUAGCAGGUCAUGACAAAUCAGUGGUUCCUGCUAGUUUCAGUGGACAGUGAGUGGAGAACAUGUGUGCAUCAUUUCCCUCCUUCCCUUAGAUCCUCAUACCAAUUCAUUUCACUAGAAAACUUAGGUCAGAAAGUAAGCUGUUUCUUUAAGAUAACUGAGCCAACAACUCACUCUGAGAGAAACAAAGUACAGCUCUGUACAGCAUGAUCGUGAGCCCAUAAUUUUGCUCGUUAAUUUACCUUCGUUCACAACAUUAAAAGGAACUUACACGAAUUAUUUUACCGAUUCUUUCAUUUUGAUAUAUAAUGUUCACAGAAAGAUGUUUUAAUGCGUCUAAAUAAAUUUGGUUGAGCGUUAUAUUAAAAACUUUAAUGCCAUAACUGCUCAUCCGUUGAAAAAUCCAAAAACAUUUCAAAUUCCCUUCCCCAGAACGAUUAACGGCGGACGCGUUUUAAAUAUUGAUGCAUGAUAGAGACUAUCGCUAACACUACCGAAUAGUUACUUUCAGAAUUAUUAAUAUCUGUCCAUGCAAAAGUAUUUAUUUUUACUCCAAAUUCCUUUAAAACGCUUUUUUUAAAACAACUUUAAGCAAAGAUUUCCGAUCAUAACUUCAAGUUCUUUUCAAGAUGAUCAAUAUAUUGUGUCCAUUGAUUUAAUCUGAAACCAAUUGAUAUUCAUAAUACGCUCCCAUCUUCCUUCUUUCCAAGAAUUCACGGUUGACUAAUUUGGUUUGUUUAAAAAAAGAAUUGAAAUGACGCAUACUUCAAAAACGCACACGUAAGUAAAUAUUUCUUCAUCAAAUAUACUUAUAACCGGACAGACACACAUUUAUAAUGAAAUUUCACGAAAUCAAUAAAAAGAGCGGAAAUUUAACUGAUGCGUUGCUUCCUGGGCGAAGUAUUCCUUUAUAUAAGCGUCAUAAGAUAUGUGCGGCGCCAAAGAGCCUAGUUUUUAAGGUAAUAAUAAUAAUCAUAAUAAUAAUAAUAAUAAUACACUUUAUUUAAAGAGGGUAGCACGGAAUAGUUACAGAAACUAGUAAACUUGUGGUCCUCUAACUAAAUGCAAGACAAGAUCUUAUCUUUUUUAACACGCCAAUUCGCUGAGACAGCUUUUUACAAAGUUUCUCUACAUGGGAAGUAAAUGACAGUUCAGAGUCAAUUUCAAGACCUAGCAGCUUAGCACUGGGAACGAGUUCGAGUUCAGCAUUGAUCUUUGAGGGGAGACGCUUGCCAGUGAUUAGCAUAGCCUUGGUUUUACCUUCAUUAAUUGGCAGUUUGUUUGAAGCUGCCCAAUCGACGAUUUCGGCAAUUGACGAAUUUAGGGUACCCUCUAGCCUUCCGAUAGAGCUAUAGUUCGCACCGGAAGUCAGCGUUGUAUCGUCGGCAUACAAAUCAAUUCUUGAUGAAGUGACGUAAAGCGGUAGGUCAUUGAUAAAGACGAUAAAUAACAACGGGCCAAGUAUGGACCCCUGGGGAAUACCAUGACGAACAAUAGCGACACUUGACCGUUUAUCUCCCAGCUUAAUAAGUUGGCGUCUUUCCUUCAAAUAAGAGGUAAACUAUUGAAGGGAAUCCCUACUAAUCCCAUACAUAUCAAGCAACUUGAUAGGGUUUUUCAGUGUCAAUACCUUAAAAGUUUGAGCAUAAACUACAUCACCAUUAACAAAGAUUUGGAAAAAUUACUACCGCAGCUAUAUUAGAUAAAGGGGAAAAUUUGUUAUGUUCAGGGGGCAAUGACAUCGAAGUUGUCAAAGCAAAGAAAUGACACUAUUACCCGAUUUUACUUGCAGCCGUAUUUCUCGAAACUGAGGACUGUUCUUCCAAAAUUGUCCACGGGAACUUUUUACUACAAUAGCCUCCUCGAUGUUCGUGAAUUUUAAGCGAACUCUGUAAGAGCGUUAUCGAGAUAUUUUGUGGUGAGGUUUUUAUUGUUAGAAAGACGGUAAAAACUAGACAAUCUUGAUGUUCGGCCGUAAUCGGUAGAAAACAAUGCGGUUUUGAAAUGCAAUUUCACCUCGUAGUAGUAUGAAUCUUUUUAAAAGGUGUCUGAAAGAUCAUGGAGAUAGCUCUACCCGAUUGCCAGAAUGGAGGACUUGAUUAGUAUGUUAGCGGUUUUGUAGACAUUUCGGCCUACUUUAACAACUAAGCGAAUAAUUUUUAAAGCGCUCGAUAGAUCGAUUGACCGUCGUUUUGCAUGACCUUUGAGUUUCAAGAUUACUGAUAUAUUGUAAGGCAGUAAAAUAAAGGCUACAAUUCGCAAAUUAUUUGUCGGAAAUUUCGUGCUUACAAGUGAGAGGCUCUCUUUAUUCGGGGCUUUUCCAAAUCUUUGUUAAUGGCGACGUAGUUUAUGUUCACACGGCUGCUCAAACUUGGGAGGUAUUCUCUCUGAAAAACUCUAUCGAGCCAUCUUAACGUCCGAUUCAAGAUUAAACGACAUAAACAUUUUGAUUAACGUUCGUUGCUUCCAUUCUUUCAAUAAACGUUUUAGAUCUCAAGGACCACUUUGAAAUGAGUCCUUGGUAACGUUACUUCCCUUUUCUUUCCUUUCUUUGUUUCUGCAGAAAAAAAGGUAACUUACACUGCUACAAUUUCCUUCCCGAUUUGCAAUCAUUUAUGAAAAUCAUUCCUCAGAGACGAAAACUUGUAAACUUGACCACACAUCAUGGGCAUCAAUGGAUUUUUCUUAUGCUUUUUUUCUUAUCAUUCAUGCAGGAAGAGGAAGUUGGAUAUUUCGGAUUUCUUCAGACCCAAUCAGAGUAUUUCAAGGUUCCAGUGCUGUGUUUAUAUGGGGCCUAAGAGAAGAUUUAAUAUCUCAGCCUGCUUUCAAAGGACUCACGUUUGGACUUUGGAAAAAUGGCCACCUGACGACUUACAUUAUUUCACUCACGAAGAGUGGGAGGAUUAUUCCUAACCCAGACUUAGAUGAUCAGCUAACGUUCUUUGCUGGCCGUGUGCAAUGGAUAGGAAACUUGACCAAAUCGUUUGCAGCAUUCGAAGUCUCUCAAAUUAGUGCGCGUGACCAAAUGGAUUAUGGGAUUCAACUACAUUUUGGUGCAUUCAAAGAUACUGUGUCUGAUUUUGUUAGACUUGAAGUUGUAGGUAACUACAUGAAGCAGUUUUCAUUUCUAAUUUUUGUUUACCAGCAGCAGAUAAUGACACUACAUAUGAAUUUUAUCUAACUUUUUAAGGUGGCUCGACCCAGUAUUUUUUUUGGCAUACCUUUCACCUUUGGGGCCUGUUAUACCUAAGCACCUUGGCCUUUACUGAAAAUCGGUUAUAGCACAUAGAUUACAUGUAGACUGAACUUUACGGAAGCCAACUUGUCGUGCCUCGUGCUUUUGAGCAAGUUUCUUGCAUUCCGAUACAAUAUAGCUAAUUGUUUCUUCACUUUCUCCGCACAUCGCAGAUUCUACACUUCGCAGGUACAUUAUCCGCUUUAUACUAUUAGUUGUGAAAGCUUGGUCUUAUGCUGCCACAAUCAUGCCCUCUGUCUCCUUCUUUAGUCUUCCGUUUUUCAGCUACUCUCACGUCUUUUUAUCUCAUACUUCUGCUGUGUACCUCCAAUCUGCCCAUGAAGUUGUUUCUCCUGAAAGCGCUCUUUUCUUUCUCGCUGUAAUGAUGCAGCUUCACAACUUUUAGCAUACAUCUCAGAACCUCUUCCUUGUACACUGCCUCAAAUAGGGGGCCGCUACAACUCUCAACAUACCGGCUAAGACUAUUGAUCUCACUAUUUACAGAGACCUCAACACUCGUUAAUCCUCUACCCCCCUCCGAUCUUUUAAAGUAAAGCCUCUCAAUAUCAGCCUGCUGAUGCAAAGCAUGAUGUAGAGUCAUUUAUUUGCGUCAUCAAUCUGUAGCUCUUCUUUCGUCCAUUUCAUUAUUCGUGCCUCAUUUCGUAUUACUGCCACUGCCCUACUAUUGAUCGCUUGAACCAUAUUCUCUACGUUCAGUUCACACUUUAAUAUUUUCGUACACGACGAAAGUAUUCCUCCUCAAUUCUUCUUUUCAUCUGGGUGUGUUUGAUUUCAUCUCCCUCAAGCACCCCCAGGUAUUUAUAAGCAUCCACAUCACCAUAAUUCAUUGCCCGAAUCAGUCUUCAAUCCGCAAUGACAAUACCCUCUUACUUGACCAUUCCAUUCUGAUGUUUUGACAGACUACUCGGACAGAAUGUAUCCACCUGGUUAUUAUUAUUAUUAUUAUUUAAUAAACGCGCCUUUUAACUAAUCUAAGCUUCAAAAUAUUAACGAGAAAGUAGUAUGGCCUCUUAAAACCUCUAGUAACAUAGACUAAACUGAGCUCAUUAUUAAUUUAGCUGAAAGAACCUCUGCGAUGACUACUGUAUGGUCACCGCCCCUGUCAGUUCAACCAGGCAGUAACGCUUCCUUUCAGUGCCAGUUUUAUGUUGGAGAGGCUGACGAAUCCGUCUUCGAUUACGUCACAGUUGGGCUCUGGGAACGAGGAGGUACCUCUGUAACGCUUCUGACUUUGACGAAGAGGGGAAAUGUCAUCGUUAAUCCAAAACUAAAUAAAGAGGCCCCGUUGUAUGCUGGACGAGUUCAUGGGAGGCAAUGGAAAAAUACGACCACCAAUACUUCAGGGAUAACGGUGAAAAUAGAACAUGUCGAAGAAUCCGAUGAAGGAUUUUAUGGGUGUAGCAUAUUCUUCGGUGCAUUUAAAGGGGAACUUGGUGAAUCAGUGAAGAUUGACGUGCAAGGUAGGUGGUGCUGCCACCCAAAUAAUCUACCUACCUAAUAUGGUAAGGUUUUCUCUUUCCAUUAACAGAAAACAAAAUGGACCUAAAUCAUUACUUAUCGUUUACCUUUUUCUUUUUUAGCGUUAUGUUUAUCGAACCAUAACAAAAGUCAAAACUAGCUGGCGAAGAAAUAAUUAUGUCACUGUUAUUAUCACCAAUAUUGUUAUCAUUACCCAGUUUUUAUUAUCAUCAUUUUUAUUGUUAUUGUUAUUAUCAUCAUUAUUAUUGUUAUUGUUAUUAUCAUCAUUAUUAUUACUUUCAUUAUUAUAAAAUUUGUUAUUAUUAUUACUGUUAUUACUGUUCAUCGAAUUUAUCGCUAUUAGUCUAUCUAUCAGUUAUUGCAGGUUUGAGACUAAGGGCGUUAAAAUCAUUGCUCUCUUCAUGCCCAUAAUUCUAACGGUUGGAUUUUGUCGUGGAUUCCCCUUUUUUUCUGUGGAAAGAAUUAUUAAUGAAGAGAAGAUAAUUGCAGUUAAAGUCGCAACUUGUGCUGUUGCGAAAAGAAGUUGGUUCAAAUAUGUGAAAUUCAUAUAUUCAUUUAGAAAGAAUUAGGAUACUGAUACUGUUAUUAUCAUUAUUAUUACCAUUUCGUUUUACCAUCAUCAUUCUCAUUUACUAUUAUCAUCAUUGGAUUCCGCUUUUGUUUCUACCAAAAACCAGACACAAACACAAACUACAAGCGACAAACUAAGAUCAGAGACGUCCCUCAACAGCCGUUGCGGGUUGAAGCGCGAGUUGGUCAAACCAUUAACCUUUCCUGCCCAGCAUUAUCGAAGGUUUAUCAAAUGGACGGUACAUUUAAAGUCGUUGUUUGGUCUUUAUGUACCACGAAAAGUUGCUCUGCCAAGGACACUCAAUGGACAUGGUUAGCAGGUCUAAACAGUCAGGGAAAGACCAAAACCAUCGAUAAAGGUUAGCUUUUCACAGCGCGGAAAAACGAAAUGACUUUCAGUCAGUAGUGCUACCUUAAGGCCCAUACCGUGAGCCACAAGUGGCCGGCCAGACCGAUUCAGUUGUAAAGAGAAUUCAAGAGUUAAUCAGAAUUUUCCAGCCAUGCAGACCAGCCUCUCCAUCCUAAUUUGUGUGAACGGCGGUGAUGGUUUUCUAUCAAAAAUCUUCGAAAAAAGUCGAUAUCAUUUUAAAAGUACCCGGACCGGCCGGUUCUGACUUUUGGUAGUCGCCCUCAGCUUUGUUUUAAUCUCUAAGAAUUCUUCAAGGAGAUUAAAACAGAAUUUUGGAAACGCGUUUAAUAAGUCAGUAUUCUAGGUCGGUUGUUUAGCAGACUGAAGCACUGUAAGGAGUUUCAAAUUUUUUUGAUUAAAUUGUAUGAUAACUUUAUUUUCUAGGCCCUUUCUCGAACAGACUAAAUAUUACUCUGAAUGGUACCCUGGAAAUAUAUCAUACGGAAGUAAGUGACAGUAACACCUACAAAUGCAGCGUACACAGAAUAAACUACACGUCUCCUGAAAGGAACUUCGUCACUCUUCAGGUUGACACCUCAGGUACGUGAUCAAAGACCAUUAAGCCUUACUUGAAGCAAGUCCUUUUAUCGUUUCAUUUGUUUGAAGUACACUUUUAGUUGCUUCUCAUUUUCUUUGACUAUUAUUUUCUUGUUGCAUAGUUCAGCAAAAAAAAAUGGCAAAGAAGGUCUGUAUCGUAGCAAUUUGUAAUAAUCAUCGCACCUUUUAAUACCUGUCCAAAUUUUUAAGAAACCGUGUCGCACUUUGAAGUAAUAAUAUUAUAUAGAUUUAGCUAAGGCUAAAAGUGAAGCGUCCAUUUAUAUACUUUCAAUUACUUAAAAACAAAAAAUUAGAACGAAUAAACUUCAACCUAUGCAAAUCCAGAAAUUUAUACUUAACUGAUUUUAAAACAAAAAGAGAAAAUUUUAAAUCAAAUUCGAUCACAGUAAUUGUCUUGGUAAAGAAUUCUUACCAUACUAAUAACAAAUAAUAAUUUAUUAUUUUUAAGGCUCAAAAUUGCACUAAAUAUGAUCUAAUGCGCUCUAACCAAAAAGUUAUAUAAAAUUAUACGUAAAAGUUCCUAAAAAACCUAAAAAUUUAGUAUAAAUAUCUCUAUGUAUACAAUUAAAAAGGCAAUUAUAAGAUUCGAUUAAUAAAUGUAUUGUAACGUAGUAACAGUUCAUCUUUUGACCUAAGGUUGUAGGAGGACUUCUUCUUGACUUCCAUUGAAUUUUUGUAUAUAAUAUGGAACCAGUGCAUGUAUAUUGCUUUAGAUGUUACAAGUAUCACCUUGAAUUUAAUCCUGACACUUAUUGGUAACCAGAGUAACUGACACAGUACAGGUGUGAUCUGACAAAACUGCGGGGUAUUUGUUACUAAGCUGGCAGCCAUAUUCUGAAGACGCUGUAGCGUAUUAUUGACGCUAUUACAGUAAUCUACGCGCCCCAUUACCAGUGUAUGAACCAAACAUCAGGUUGAAUCCAACGUUAAGUAUUUCCUGAUCCUUCUUAUAUCGUGCAGAACCUGUGAUCACCCAAGCGUAGCGCAACAAUGUUGGAUCCGUUUGCACAACUCUUCCUUAAAACUCUUCCAACAUUGUUGGGGCCGCGCACGCGCAUUACGCAUGGUUUAUAAAGACUUAUGGGUUGUAUCCUUCCCACAAUGCACUGCAGGUCCGAACAUUGUUGGGAGUUGUUGCAUCCGUUUGCACACCACUGCCAACACGCACGCAACAACUCCCAACAUUGUUGGACCAACAAUGUUGGGAGUUGUUGCGUCCGUUUGCAGGCAGCCUAACUGACUUAUCAAAUUACUUUAAUAUAUACUCAGGUGCAACGCCAUGAAUUGCCUUAAAUGGAAUAAUGAGUACUUUAAAACUGAUGUGAUAUUCAAUAGGUAAUCAGAGUAGAGAGCGCAGCACAGGCGUUAUGUGGUCAUAUCUACAGAUGUGACAAAUUAUACGAGCAAGCUGAAUUCUGAACACGUUGUAAUUUUCGUAAAUGGACCGAAGAGAAGGCCAAUUGUAAUUAUCAACUCGUCCCAUAACACGUGCAUGAACUAUAGUGUUUGAGCGGAAUCAUUAGAUAGAUAUUUCCUAAUUCACCUAAUGUUAUGGAGAUGAAAAUACGCAAUUUUACAGGUCUUAUUAAUAUGUUCGUUCAGAUUUAGGUUACUGUUCAAACCAUUAGUUCCAAGAUUUUUCGCACCCGUGACAGGGCUUACUCUUGUAUCACCGAUAGCAAGGUGACCAAUACUGACUUUCUCCAACUGCCGUCUAUUACCGACUACUAUAAGUUUAGUUUUACCGUCGUUAAUCUUGAGUUUGUCCAUGAUCAUCCACGAUGGUAUAUCUUUAAUACAGCGCUCCAUUGCGAAGAAGACGAAACAAGUAAGUUGAAUAAAUCUCAAAACGUUUAUUACAAAGCGCGAUGGAAUUAAAACAAAUUGCGGCAGCUUAGUUCAUUACAAAGUGCGGUGGACAGUUAUUACAAAUUGCGACAGCCUUUUAAUUUAUUAAGAAUUGUGAGGGGUAUUACAAAGUGCGAUGGAUUUGUUACAAAUUACAACAAGUAUUACAAAGUGCAAUGAUUAUUACAAAUUGCGAUGCGGACUUUCCACAGUAACGAUUUCUCAGUUUUUAUUUGCAAUCUCAAUUUGCAGUGUCGCCUAAAAUUACUGAACGGGAGCCGAGUAAAAUAGUCCAUGUGCAGCUAGGAAGCGUCCUUUUCUUAAAAUGUAAAGCGGAGGGAGUUCCCAAACCUGUUGUAACGUGGCGAAAAGAUGGCCGACUCAUUCAGAACAAAACAGUCGAGACGUACUUCAAACGCGAAAAUGCCAGUAAAGAUGAUGAAGGAAAAUACGAAUGCGAGGCUUCUAACUCAGCUGGAUCGGACAGCUACAAGGUGGACGUUAUUAUAAAAGGUACAAAUCAUUUUGUUGAGGUAACGAAAAACUUAAAAUUAUAAACAACAACAAAAAAAAAACAAGCGGUUUGUUGAACGGAUUUCUUCAAUUUAAUUGAAAUUUAAAAUAUCAUUAAAGCGUCCAGUUAGGUAUUGAUUUUAUUCGCCAUAUGGGCAACAAAGAGACAUACGUAUGUACACAGUUUCUUAACUUGUCAAGUCGUUCCCAUCUAGCGCCAGUGGCCCUAACUGGUGACAUAAGCAAUAGAUACGGUCUCCCCAUGCAUUUUAUUAAGUUUGCUUUAAACUGAAUUCAGGCCGCUCAGGAAGGCUUGAAAUGUGAGAAGUGUAGUGUAUUGCCUAUUAAAUCGAAACUUUUUGUUACUUCAGGGAAAGACUCCAACAACAACAACAACAACACCUGGAGGACCAUUGCAUUUGUCGUUGUUGGUCUAUUUGUUGCAGUGUGCAUAGGUUUUUGUUUUUACAAAAAGGUGAUAAGUAGACCGUCACAGAUGUCUCCUCCAGAGCAACCUAAAUCCAACGAAAUUGAACCUCUCUGCGAGGUUAACGGUACCAAAUCAGAGAACUGCUUGAAUGGAAGAAUGUCAGCAACGCAUCCAGCUGACUCAGAUUCGAACCCAGAUCCGCGAUAA